Frankliniella occidentalis (western flower thrips) is the source of this 3091-nucleotide messenger RNA. RefSeq lists its product as uncharacterized. The transcript has 8 exons. Gene Ontology annotation, cellular component: cytosol; P-body. Gene Ontology annotation, biological process: neurogenesis. The record is from RefSeq and is a predicted model, not a curated record. Lineage: Eukaryota; Metazoa; Arthropoda; Insecta; Thysanoptera; Thripidae. Gene Ontology annotation, molecular function: protein binding. The coding region runs from base 278 to 1861 and encodes 527 amino acids.
UUUUGGUUGCUUUGUUUAUUUGUUUUUCCUUACCUCUUACCUGGCUGGAUUUUCCAAGUUAUUGUUGUUGUUUUUUUGUUGGUUUGUCUUUUUAGUUUUGGGUAUCGGUCUUGUUUACGGUGGGGUUGAAUAACCUCUGACGACUAAGUUUGUUUUCUUCAAAGUAGUCUGGUUGUAAAAUUAUUUUCCUUUGUGGGAGAGCUAAUCGAGGAAAAUACUUGUGUGAAGCUAACCUUAGUUUUGAUAACUUCCAACCAAAUAACUUGCAAGUAAAUAAAUGGCUGCCACUGUGAAACCUCAAAUAAACCCCCCUUAUACACUUUUGUCACGGCUUGGGAAUCUGUUGCAAACCUCACAAUGGAGUGACUGUACUUUUUUGGUUGGAGAUGGAGAUAAUAGACAGGAAUUUCAUGCCCAUCGUAUUUUACUUGCUGCGUGCAGUCCUGUUUUUGAGGCAAUGUGUUUUGGUCCUCUUGCGGAAAAAAGUGCUAUUUUAAUUCCUGAUCUAGAGCCUAAAGCAUUUCAAGUUCUGCUUCAGUAUGUGUACACAGACAAUGUUCAAUUUUCUAGUGUUGAAGAGGCUUGUGAUGUAUUGUAUGCUGCCAAAAAGUACUUGAUCUCUAAUCUAUCGCAACUGUGCCAUUCUUAUGUGAAACGUAAUAUGCAAGCUAAAGAUGUGGUGACGGUAUAUGAAUACGCCAAGCUUCUGGGAGAAGAUGCCUUGUAUGAGCCAUGUCUGUUGAUGCUGAAAAAGUAUGCAGUUGAGGUUCUUAAUGAUGCCUCUCAUCAUUUAUCCCCAGCUUCAGUUGUUGAGCUUUUGGGAUCUGAUGCCAUUAAUGGUUGUGAAUGCUGUCUCAUUGAAGGAGCACUCUCAUGGGCUAAACGUGAGUGUGAGGAACAAGGCAUGCUCUCAACAGUUUCAAAUCAACGUCUUAUUUUAGAGGAAUGUUGUGCAUGGGGACAGCUGCGCUUUUUAACUCUAUCUCCUCAGCAGUUCAACCGAAUUUGUGAGAUAGAUGAUCUCUUAACAAGGGAGGAAGUAGUAUUCAUAAAGGAGUUUUUGCAUUCAAACAAACAACUUGAUGACAAGCGAGGAAUGCAGUGUGUUAACAUGUGCAUUAGCACCACUUGUCCUGGUUCAUUGUCUUUUGAUGAUAUAGCCCACAAUGAGAAGAAUUCAAAUGUUGUGAUAGUCAGAGACAAAUGGAAGCGUCGAAGGUUGAACAUGGUCCUGACAGGUCCUCAGAAAUCUGAAGGCACCGAAAAGUGGCUUGAGCCCAAGAGUAUAAUUUCUCAACAAGUGGUAAAUCCUAAUCUAUCUCUUGCAAUUCCUCCAAGUAUAAGUGAUAUUCUCAGGACCCGACAAGAGGUGGGAUAUAGGCUAUCCUUAUGCCGUCGCCCUUUAUUGAAACAGUCUGCAACUGUUUUAGGCCCAAUGGAGCUGCAGGUUGCAAUGCGUGUUAGUGCUCCUAUUGAUUUGCGGGCCAUUCAAGUUUAUUCUAGACUCAUCCCAGCUUCAGCUGUGUUACAAAGGUGCAAUUAUUACUGUGAAAAGCUAGAAGUCCAAAUUCUUGACGAAACCGGGAAAUUGCUGUCUGAUAGCCAGUUCUCUGAUCGGGUGCAGUAUAACACAGAAAUUAUGGUUCAUUUCAAAAAGUUUGUGCGACUCACUCAAGACCGAACAUAUAAUAUUGUAGUAAAAUUGUUGGAUGAAUCUGCAGAGUAUCCUCUCAGUUUUCUUGGUCAAUUUGCAAGGUCUCAGGAAAUCAACUUUGAUUUCAUGGAUAGAACAGCCAAAGUAGGAUCAGGUUUUGUUAACCGGUUGGAUAUGGGUUUUAUCAGAGGUUUUGCAUACUCUUAGCUUUUGUUAAGUUAUGGUAGCAAUAAUUGAUAUGGAGUGAAGAAAUAAGGUAUGUAUUGAUAUCUGUUAUCAGUAUCCAAAAUUGGAUAGGUAUGAUAAUUAAUGAUCAGUAUGUAUAAGUGCUAGUUUGUGUGAUAUUUGUGAAGAUACAAUGCUUGAAAUGCCUUUUUGGGAAUCGGUUUUGGAUUUGAUCUUUUUCAAUGGCUUAAGGGAAUAAAUUUCCCCAUCUAAUGACGCUGGAAUUAUUUUCUGAAACGAAUAUUUUGAAAAGAACUAAAAAACAAAAACAAAACAGCUAUUGGUGGUGGUUUCUUUUUAAAAAAGUUUCUUGGAUUUUAAAGGAAUUUAGAAAUUGCUGCCUCAUAUAAUGAACCAACAAUGCUGUAUUACUAAUAUUAGAGUUUUGUGUUAGUUUCUCUCUUUAAUUUCAUUUGUUACUUUUAGCUGGCUUGUGAGACGUCUUGCAUUAGUUGGUAUAUUUAUUAGUUGCUGUUUAUGAGGCUAUCAUAAUUUUGUGACGUGAUAUCAAUCAGGGGUGUAGUGCUACACAUUUUUAAUUGUCUCUCUUACUCUAUUGUUAUUAGUUGUAUUUCUAAUCUUUGAAUGAGUAUGCUUUAUACAGGUACUGUAGUAUGAAGAAAACGACAAAAAAAAUGCUGUGAUAUUUUAAAUCUUUAUCUGUAAGUUAUGAACAAUAGCUUUAUUGUUUAAUAUUGAUGUCUGUUUUAGGCACAUAUUUGUUAUUUAAAAUGUCAAUUUAUUCAGAAUCCCAGAUAGACCAUUUGACUCAAAACCCAUAUUUUUAUCUGCUUUCAUUGCUUUUUUUGUUUUUUCUGUGUGCAUGCUUCUAAAACAAUGACCUUUUGAAUGCAGAAGAGGAUGCCUCCUAUGAAAGUGAUAUGAAUGGAUAUGGCCUAGAGCAUUACAAAGAUUAUAUUAUUGUUUUUCUUUCUGUUUUACUUACAAGUCACUUGGUACAUGUAUCAAUAAAUACAAAAUAUAUUACCAGUUUGCUCAUUACAGCCAAAUAAACAGUUUUUAAAAUAUUGUGGCAUUAAGUAAUAAUUAUUUGUUGAUUUUGGUUGUAAUGUGUUCAGACUGGGUUAUGCUUGCCAUGAGAUCUGAUCCCACCAGAAUAAGUAACAAUGCAGAACUGUCAUACUUGUCAUUACUUGUGUAGUAUGCGCUCAACAUUGCUGUUGUGGAGAUAAAUAAAAAAAAUUGACAUAA